GCGCAUGCGCGGUGGGGAAAAAAAGGCGGUUGGAGGAGCGCGCGGGGACGCUGGCCGUCGUGAAGCCCUGAGGCGACGAUGUGGCACGGCAAGGCGCGGGCCCUGCUAGCGGUGGGGUUCGGCAUGGCUCUCGAGGCGCUGGCCUGCUGGCUAAUAGGGCGGCUGGGUCGGUCGUCGUCGUCGCCGUCGUGGUGGUGGUGGUGGUGGUUGUGGCGGCGGCGGCCGCCUUCCCCGGUACGCGAGGUGCUUUUCUUCCCGUCGCGCGUGACGUGCGUGGAGUCGCUGCUGGCGGAGGAGACGGCGACCCCGUGCGCGUGCCUGCUGCCCCACGGCGAGAGCGCGCUCGGGAGGCUCCUGACUCGCCUGCUGUCGGCGCGUCGCUCGCUGGACCUUUGCGUCUUCGCCUUCUCCAGCCCGCAGCUCGGCCGCGCCGUCGGCCUCCUGCACCAGAGGGGCGUCCACGUGCGCGUCGUCACCGACACCGACUACAUGGCCCUCAAGGGAUCGCGGAUCGGCGAACUCCGGCGAGCCGGAAUUCAGGUACGUCAUGAUCAGGAUAGUGGCUACAUGCACCAUAAGUUUGCCAUCAUUGACAAAAAAUUGCUGAUCACUGGCUCCCUGAACUGGACUACUCAAGCCAUUCAAAACAACAGAGAGAACCUGCUGGUAGUUGAAGACAGGGAUUGUGUGAAUCUUUUCCUGGCAGAAUUUGAAAGGAUUUGGGAGGACUACAAUCCGGCUCAUUACACAUUUUUCCCCAAAGAAGAACAGCAGGUACAGAAAAAGGAUAAAACUAUUCCUCAAACAAAAUUGUAGCUUAAAUGACUAUUUUGAAGCAGUAAAAAUUUUAGUCCAAAGACUAGUUCCUAAGUUAUGUGUUUCAGAAUGGCAUAAAUUGCUUUAGGAGUAACUAAACGCAAAUUUAUGCUUCUUUAAAAAAUUGUACAAGCAACAUAUUGUGUGUUUGAAUUAUUUUUUUGAAAAAUAGAUGGCCUGUACUUGUGUGCUAUUAUAUCUGUUCUCAAUAAAGCAU
This is a messenger RNA of Lacerta agilis (Sand lizard), 1033 nucleotides long. RefSeq names its product phospholipase D family member 6 (gene PLD6). Bases 79 to 816 code for a protein of 245 amino acids. The record is from RefSeq and is a predicted model, not a curated record. The transcript has 2 exons. Gene Ontology annotation, biological process: piRNA processing. NCBI's taxonomy places the organism in Eukaryota, Metazoa, Chordata, Lepidosauria, Squamata, Lacertidae. Gene Ontology annotation, molecular function: RNA endonuclease activity producing 5'-phosphomonoesters, hydrolytic mechanism. Gene Ontology annotation, cellular component: mitochondrion.